Molecule: messenger RNA, 968 nt
Organism: Oryza sativa Japonica Group (Japanese rice)
Lineage: Eukaryota; Viridiplantae; Streptophyta; Magnoliopsida; Poales; Poaceae
Product: salt stress-induced protein-like
Molecular function (GO): carbohydrate binding
Source: RefSeq, a predicted model, not a curated record
GCCUCUGGUGCUCGAUAACCAAUAGUACGAUUUGGUUUGAAUUCAAUGCAUUUACUGAAAAAUUCAAUCCAUUAAUCGCCUCGGAGAUACCAAGGGGUGUUCGUGCGCUGUGUACGUGAGUAGUAUAUAGGAGUAGAUAGGUGUGUUGCAAGGUGUUCGUCCGCGUCGUGCAGGAGGGAGAUGGAGGGGCUCGCCAAGAUCGGUCCAUGGGGCGGCGACGGCGGCGACCCGCAGGACAUCGCCCUCGGCGCCGGCGCGGCGCCGCACCGCCUGGUGAGCAUCGAGGUCAGGAGCGGCGGCGCCAUCGACGCGCUGUCCUUCACCUACGCUGCCAUCGACGGCGCGAAGCACGCCGCCGGGCCGUGGGGCGGCUCCGGCGGGGAGAAGCACAAGGUGAAGCUCGGCGAGGCGGAGCGCGUCACGGAGGUCUCCGGGACGCUCGGGCCGUGGGGCCCCCACGCGUGCGUCGUCAGGUCGCUGGCGUUCGUCACCAGCGCCGGGAAGACGCACGGGCCGUUCGGCGAGGAGGUCGGCGGCGCGGCGUUCCGCGUGCCGGUGAAGGGCGGCGGCCGCGUCGUCGGCUUCUUCGCGCGGUCUGGGUGGCUGCUCGACGCCGUCGGCGUCUACGUGCACCCGUGACGUGACGACGCAGAUGAUUUACUUGUUGUUGCAUGCGUUCUCUCUUCUGUCAGUCUUCUAGUUUUAUCUGAAUAUUGUUGAGGACUAUUUCCUUGGCUCCUGUUGCAGAACUCGUCUGAUCAACAGAAAUUUCCUCAGAAAUUUAAGCUGCCUUUCCCCGCUUCACCACGACGCUAGUACAUUUUUUCAGAACGUUCCAUCUAGCUCUCUAGUUUUUUUAAGCUGAACCGUUUGGUUGAGCUUUAGGUAGAUCUGAGAGUUGAAGUUCUACUAAACAUAUCCUCACCUGUUAAUUAUGAUUUAAGAUAAACUUUUAUAUUGUUGUUCAA